Messenger RNA from Pungitius pungitius (ninespine stickleback), 3129 nucleotides. RefSeq names its product CTTNBP2 N-terminal-like protein. The transcript is spliced from 6 exons. Lineage: Eukaryota; Metazoa; Chordata; Actinopteri; Perciformes; Gasterosteidae. Bases 119 to 2002 code for a protein of 627 amino acids. The record is from RefSeq and is a predicted model, not a curated record.
UCGUCACUGAACGUCUGUUGUUCGCAUUCGCUUGUGACAGUGGGCUGCUUUGAUUCAUGCUGUUGUGGAGUCUCCUUUUUGGAUUUGGAGGACAAUUAAUGCGGGCAAAACAAGGCGCAUGAAGGAUGAUGUCUGCUGUGUGAAGUGUGUUAUGUCUGGACCCUGUGACUAUGACGGGACCCAGCUGAUGAAUCACAGGACACGGUGGAUGGAGAGCGGGAUGGCUAAUACCUUAAAAGAUGAGAAGAUGAAUGUGGAGGCUCUAAGCAGAGCGGAGCUGCUGACUCUCCUCAGUGUCCUGGAAGGAGAGCUGGAGGCCCAGGAUGUGGUCAUACAUGCCCUGAGGGCUCAGCAUAGAGAUGCUUUCGUCCAGGAGCGCUAUGGCGAGUAUGACCUCAGCGACCCCUUCCUUGCCCUGCAGCGGGACAGCGAGUCCUCCGAGCGCCAAAACACGCUCACCCAGUCCCACACACACCGGCAGGGUCGGGCGGUGGGACCCAACCCUCUGGCGGUGCUCAAACUGGUCAUGGCUCACUGCAAGAAGAUGCAGGAGAGGAUGAUGGGACAGCUGGCUUCUGCUGAGAGCAGACACAGGAGGAUGAUCGCUGAUCUGGAGGAGGAAACGCGACAGCGUGCUCAGGAGUCUGCACAGAAUGAUGACUUCACCUUCAUGCUGCAGACGGAAAGGGAAAAACUGCUGCAACAGCUGGAAGUGGAGCGUGCGGCAGUGCAGAAGCUAGAGAAGGAACAAGCACAGGCCGUAAGCCAGGUGGCCGAGUCACUGUCCCAGCAGCAACAGCUCUCAUCAAACCUGACUCUGGAGCUCCAACAGGCCAUCAGCCAGGCGCAGGAGGAGGCUCAAAAGGUCUCCCAACUUCGCACUUUGCUCCAGGAGGAGACCAGUGCCCUGGAGAAGCUCCGUGGGGUGCUUGAAGAUGAGAAGAGCAGGGCGGCGCAGCUAAAGGGCACGUCUGAAAGGCAGCUGGCUGAGUUUGACGCAGAGAGAGAGCAGAUGAAAGCCAGGAUCGCCGAAGAGGAGGAGAGGAGCAGGGAGCUGGAGAGACAGCUGGAGGAGCUGAGGAGGAGGUUGGCUGAAACGGGAGGCGGUAAAGACGUGGUAAAAGAGGCCGAGAGGGACGGGAGGGAUCCGCUUCCCUCGGUGGUGUCCACAUCUGUUCAGACUGACGGAAAGAUAACGGUCGCCCCUAAAUCCUCCUCCCUGCCAAAGGUCAACGGCCAUCACGCUCAUAAAGAGUCAGAACCCGCGCAGGAGGCCAGAGGACCGGAGAACGGAGGGGUGAUGGAGAACGGGGGAGGUGCACUUUUGCACUCCCCUCUUCACCCUCAUCCGCACCCUCCCUCUCCCUCCAGCACGGCCUCCUCUUCCCUCUCCUCUUCGCCCAUCUCCUCGCCCGUCAUGGCCAAGCGGCUGGGCAGCCCAGGCUUCCACCAGUCCUCCUACCAGGCUGGCGUCAACCAGCGAUUCCACGCCGCCAGGCACAAGUUCCAGAGCCAGGCUGAGCUGGAGCAGCAGCUGCACGGUGGCCCUCUUUCCCCCAGGGACCUUUCCCCCACCACCUCCUCCUCCUCCUCGAUCCCGCCCCCACUAGAGCACAGCUCAGCGAAGCAGCUGGCGCGAAACACUGUCACUCAGGUGCUGUCCCGCUUCACCAGCCAGCAGGCCGGCGUCAAGCUGGCAACAAUCAGCAGCUCUCCGUUCGGCACGGACUACCGCAACAUAGCAGCAACUCCUCCAGGGGGGAGGUCUCCUUCUUCGGGGCCUCUAUCUCCGGGCAUCCGCUCCCCACUCACCCCUCGCUCAGAGAGGACCCACGCUCCUCCGAUACCGCCCAAGAAGCCCGGCAUGAGUCCAACUCCGGGCUCCCCGAGUCACUCGGCCCGGGCCAGCCUCUUCCCGGAGCUGACGGGGAACUGUGGACACGGCAGCAGCGAGCAGGAAGGAGCCAAAGAACCCGACCUGGUUUUAUCUUCCAGCAGCUAACGGGCAGAUCAUACAAACUAACCGGUCAAUAAGUCGGUCCUGAGUCGGCAGUCCCUGUAAUCAUCGUCUAUGCCAGCCUUUAAAUCCACUUUAUAGCACUCGUAAUCAGUAGGAGACUGAACUGGUUCAACCAAAUGCAUUCAAGAGUUUGUCACCUAAAACAAGCAGAAAAUAACUUUAAAAAAAAUAGUAUAAUAUGAUUUUUUUUUUGUUAAGUUGAUUAAAUAAUAUCCCAUGAAUAUUUCUAGCUUUACUCUUUUAUAUAGAUUUUUUUUCUACGUUCUAUUUUACUUUUAACUUGUAUUGUAUAUUAAGAAACCAUAUCAAUGAGCUAAAGACCUGUUUGGUUUUGAAGAAAGACUUUUUAACAAGAUUUUACAGUACAAACACUCCUUUUUUUAAUUCUAACAUGAUGCAUUAUUUGAGCAUGAAGAGAAAAGAGACUUAUGUCAGAAGCAACACUGUAUAGCAAGUCAAAGGGCUGAAGUAAAUGGAUGUAGAGUAUAGCAAAUGUGUACAUUUCACCAUAAACUAGUGAGUAGUUUUAAAAUGUUUCAAUCAAUCCGUAUGCAGUUCCUGAAGACAUCCCGAGGUAGUCUAUGAAAACACUAUUAGACUGUAAAUAGUUUAGAGAGUUCAGUUUAUUCGUUGUAAUUGAACACAUGCACAUGCUGUUUUCUUUCUUGAACACUUGUCAUUAAUACACUGAAUAUUGUCCUUAAAUCGGGCACACUUUUUACAACAAUACUGUAAAAUAUUGUACGUCAACAAUUUAUAUUGAUUUGAUUCAGGGAAGUUUGACUUCUGCCUUACCCAAACCAAGGAUUGUAUCACGAUGUUGUGACAAUUCUUUGGGGACAUUUCAUCAAAGGACAUGAUGGGGACAAAAAGGUUUGAAUCUUGCUACUUUAACUGUUCCUAGAGUAACUGUCAAAAUAAUUGACUUAGUGUUGUGCGACACAUGUUUCUUUAGGUUUACUGUGCUUUUUAAAAAUCUCUAAAAUUAAGAGUUUUAUGAAUUUAAAUCUGUAGAUUUAUACAUUGUUUGUGAGAGGCAUUGUUUCCAACAGUCUCUUGUAAUAAAUAUGCAUAUCAUAAAUACCUGCAAUAUCUAGUCAUGUUUUAUU